This is a messenger RNA of Malus domestica (apple), 1025 nucleotides long. RefSeq names its product thioredoxin-like protein CITRX, chloroplastic. The record is from RefSeq and is a predicted model, not a curated record. Gene Ontology annotation, molecular function: protein-disulfide reductase activity. Gene Ontology annotation, cellular component: thylakoid. Lineage: Eukaryota; Viridiplantae; Streptophyta; Magnoliopsida; Rosales; Rosaceae. Gene Ontology annotation, biological process: cell redox homeostasis; plastid organization.
GGCUUGUCCGCUAGAGUUCAGAUAGUGUAGAAAGGAUUACUCUUUGAGCUCUGUAGAAAGAUGGCUCUCUUCCAAACACAAACAACGCCUCCUAUCCACAGCCAUGGCGUUAGCUUCCAAACCCACAGCCACUCUCCCAUGGCCUUACCAUUUCAUCCCCCACCGCCUUCCCUCCCUCUUUCUCUCUUCUCCUUUAGAACCCUCCAACAAGACUCACUUUUUUCUCCCCCAACAGUGAAAAGAAAGUUUCUUUGCAGACCCCCUCAUGGUAAACAUGUUAGAGAAGAUUAUCUUGUGAAGAAGGUGUCGGCCGAGGAGGUCCAGGAACUGGUAAAAGGAGAUAGAAAUGUACCCAUUAUUGUUGAUUUCUUUGCAACAUGGUGUGGACCCUGUAUAUUGAUGGCUCAAGAACUUGAAAUGCUUGCUGUGGAGUACGAGAGCAAUGUAAGAAUUGUAAAGGUUGACACGGAUGAUGAAUACGAAUUUGCACGGGACAUGCAGGUACGAGGAUUGCCGACAUUGUUAUUUAUAAGUCCAGAUUCAAGUAAAGAAGCCAUCCGGACUGAAGGGCUCAUCCCAUUACAGAUGAUGCGGGAUAUCAUUGAUAACGAAAUGUGAAGUAGCCCGUGGCUUAUUUCUGCAUAAAUAUGGGGAGCAUGGGUUUGGUGAUGGUACAAACAUUACCAGUACUGUUCGAGGUCUGUUAUGUUCUGAUUCACUAACUGAAAUUUUGCCGUGGAGCGAACAAUUUAGUAGCCAUAAGAUAGCGAGUAGAUCUGAUUGUUUUAGGCAUGUAUAAAUGUAAGGAUGCACGUCCAUCACACAUCCUCGCACGGUUAGAGGUGCAAGGAUGUUUUGUGAUGGUACGAGAAUUACCGUUGUUGUUACUGUUUUGUGAUGGUACCCUAAAGAGAUUUUACUCCUUUCCGUUAAGCUGCAAGUUCAUGGUAGAUCAUCAAACCAGUUGUUUGUAAUUGUUGUUAAAGUUCUGAAGUGGAUUUGGUUGAUUAUUGCCUUGCUGGAUA